This is a messenger RNA of Naegleria gruberi, 366 nucleotides long. RefSeq lists its product as uncharacterized. Lineage: Eukaryota; Heterolobosea; Eutetramitea; Acrasida; Naegleriidae. The transcript has a single exon. The coding region runs from base 1 to 366 and encodes 121 amino acids. The record is from RefSeq and is a predicted model, not a curated record.
AUGGUCAUGUUGAAUGAUGAACAGAUAAGAGAGUGGAAUCGGAAGAAGUUUUCCCUGUUGGAGGAGAUGUUAUAUUGCAAAUUCUCACAGAAUGAAGAAGCAAGGAAGGUUUUACUAGCCACUGACAAUGCUGAAUUGUGGCAUGGAACGAGAGGCGUACCAAAAGCAAGACAAGUUGGAUUGGAAAGGGUGAGAACAAGAAUUAGGGAAGCUAUUAAUUCUUCCGAUGAUGAAGAGAAAGUUUGCUCAUCUUCGGAAUCAUCAUCGGAAGAAGAAGUAAAAAAUCAUGAUGAUGAGGAAGGAAAUGAUUUAAAAAGAAAAAGACCUUCGGAAUCAAAAGAGAAUAAUAACAAGAGGAGAAAAUAG